AAUAUACACGGAUCCUAGUAGAAAUGAGAGAAAUAUUUGUUAUUUUAUUGGCAAUGCAAUUUGCAACUGUUUACUUUGCACGAGAGCCUGAGUGUUCCAGGUUUCAUUACGAGGAAAAACUGUUAGAGAAAGUAAUCAGAUCAGAAAUUAAGAUGGACGCGUUUGAUGAAUCAUUGAAGAAGACAACUGGCUAUAUGGAAGAAAAUAUUCAGAAGAUAACAGGCCUGACAAACAAAAUGCAAGAGCUGCAGACUGAAAUAGAAUCACUCAAAUCAGUCGAAGUCGUGAGCAGUGGUAUAUACACACGAUGGGGUCGGCGGUCAUGCCAUGGAACAACGGAAUUGGUGUACGAAGGGUUUGCUGGCGGUGGCUGGUUUGAUAAAAAAGGAGCCAGCAGCAACUACAUUUGUCUGCCAAAGGACCCUAUCUUUGACGGCGAUGGACGAAAAGCGAGUUCCAUAAGCACGGUUUAUGGUGCUGAGUAUGAAACCGGGUCUGCAACGUUUCACACGAAUUUAUAUGAAGAAGACGUUCCGUGUGCCGUUUGCCGCGUAAUAGGAAGAAGCGUCGUCAUGAUCCCAGCAAGGAAUGCCUGUUACAGCGGAUGGCAUACAGAGUACUCUGGCUAUUUGAUGUCGUCUUGUCACGGCCAUGAAGGGAACAAGGAACUCGUUUGCAUGGACGGAAACCCUGAAAAGGCGGAAGGAAGUGAUAGUGGAAACCAGAAUGGUGCGCUGUUUUACUUUGCUCAAGCUGUUUGUGGCUCGUUAAAGUGUCCUCCAUAUAGCGAGAACAAGGCGUUAACCUGUGUGGUGUGUUCUAAAUAGGACUUUACUUACAAAGAAAUUAACACACUUCAUUUGAAAAAUUGUAUACGUGUGCGACUGUUACGUCAAUUAAAGCGCCAUUAUUUUAGGUUUGUUAUAGUA
This is a messenger RNA of Mya arenaria, 929 nucleotides long. RefSeq lists its product as uncharacterized. The record is from RefSeq and is a predicted model, not a curated record. Lineage: Eukaryota; Metazoa; Mollusca; Bivalvia; Myida; Myidae. Bases 24 to 827 code for a protein of 267 amino acids. The transcript has 2 exons.